AUGGACGCUAUGUUUAAAAGGUUUUUUUCUUACGAAGAGCAAGACGACCAAAUUUCAGUAGAAAGAAAUUCCCUUCAGCAGGAGAUACGAUUGAAAGAUGAGAAAAUACGACAGCUUGAGCGUGAAUUAUAUUUGAAAGAUAAGGAAACGAAACAUCUUAAGAGCCAACUAAACCUGAAAAUAGAGAAGAUUGACAAGCUGAAGAUAGUCAUUGACUCUGCCUUUGCCGAUCUGGCCGAGGUAGUUGUAAUGACUGACGAUAAUCUUAUAUCUCAGAACGAAUGGCAGCCAAGAAAUGAAAUCUUGUUUAUAUCUCAAAACGAAUGGCCGCCAAGAAAUGAAAUGUUGUUUACAGAAAAAGACCUCACUGGAGCAAAAAAUUUGUUUGCAGAAAAAGAUCUCACUGGAGCAAAGCAAUCACUACAGGAUAUUUCUUCAAAAAAUUAA
Dovyalis caffra is the source of this 447-nucleotide messenger RNA. The record is from the annotation of a GenBank genome assembly. NCBI's taxonomy places the organism in Eukaryota, Viridiplantae, Streptophyta, Magnoliopsida, Malpighiales, Salicaceae.